Molecule: messenger RNA, 1132 nt
Organism: Diachasmimorpha longicaudata
Lineage: Eukaryota; Metazoa; Arthropoda; Insecta; Hymenoptera; Braconidae
Exons: 3
Coding region: 291-950 (219 amino acids)
Source: RefSeq, a predicted model, not a curated record
ACCGCACUCAAUCACUUCUUGAUCAAAUCCCGUGCAUCCGCACGCGGUCUCAUCAUUGUGAGAGGAAUAAAUAUCAACCGAGGGAAAUAAAAAGUGAACCGGAUUCAUAACGUGGACCAGGAAUUAUGCAAAUUGAUAUAUAUUUUCGAAUUUUUAACCUAAAGUCAGAGGCAUUAAUUUUGAUGGAAUUUCCUACGAACUGAUGGUAGUUGUUUAGUUGUUUUGUUUCACGUGUAAAUUCGUAUAGAAAGAUAACCUUGAAAUUUUGAAAAAUUAUUCAGUGAAAUAAAAUGCAGGAAACCUUACAACUUUCGACUUGUGGAUGUCCUCAACCAUCGACCAAACUUCCCAAGAAGAACUACCACGAAAUUGGCGCCGAAGUAAUUGGCAAUCAGCUAUUAAUCCGGGUGGAGAAGGACAAGAAAAAAGUGAAAAGCCAGUGGGAUCCACCUUGUGAUUGUGAAAUACCUGAAAUAAGACUCUCAUCGGACAGUGAAGGGCCAAAGAUCAUAAAUGCUGGAAGCAACAAUCAGAUUAUUUUCCAGAUAAAUUCAAAAUCACAUGUGGAGAGCCCUGACCCAACCCUCAUAUCGGAAAUAAAACCUUAUGAAUUAGGAGAUCAUCAGGACGAACUUCAGGGUCGCACCAUCGUCGUCCAUUCGCAGGUAGACGGCGGCGACAGCCAGGAAAUUCAGAGGGAUCAUAUCACCGUCGGCAAUCAGAACAUCUUCAUGAUGAAGAUUAAGAAGAAAUCGGAUGCCAAGGAACGGAAAAAUCGGAAUGUUGAGCUGGAAGUUUGUUAUCCGAUAAUACCCGAGAGGGUUUCUACCCCAUUCAGUUUACCUCCACCACCCCCUCCUACUCCUCCUCCACCUGUCAAUCUUCCGGAAGUAAAGAAUGAGGCAAAGGAAACGCCGAAGGCGAAAAAGGGGAAGGGCAAACGGAAAUGAACGGAUUGAUUGGCGGAAAAAGGAAACGUUGAAAAAAGGGCUUUGAAGACUUUUUCUUCAGACAAGUGUUUGCUGUAGAUGAAAGCGAAUUUCCGGUGAAUGAAUACUUACACAGCGUCGCAACAAUCUUGGAUAUCAUGACCGAGAGGAUCACGAUUUUCGAAAAAUUCGGGUAGAGCUGA